AUCCUGCAGCCCGCUGACACCCGUUAGAAAGACCUCCACAGAGCAGAAGAAGCGCCCAACACCGCGCCAAACACCGUCCACAGGAAUUCCUCUUUUUCUUUCUGUCCCUCACAAGUUUAAACAGGUGCACCUCAAGCAGGCUGAGGCUGAACGUUCAAUACGCGCUGCUCCUUUGGGAUUUAAAAGCUCUCUAUACUCAACAUAACAGCAGACAGAAGGUGGUGGCAGGGGGAGGAGGAGAAGGAGCUGGGUGACAGAGAGAGAGCCAUGCUGUCUCUGAGCUGUGCCGAAGGCUCUGUGGGGCUGGAGGAAGAGGUGGUGACCGCCGCUGCCCAGGCUGAGGAGCGGGACAGCGUCCACAACAGCAGCAGCAUCAGCAGCUGCAGCUCCGUCAACCUGGACGACAGCCUGACCAGCCUCCAGUGGCUGCAGGAGUUCUCCAUCCUCGGUGCCAACGUGCCGCAGCAGGCCCACCACCAGCCGCACCUGUUCGGCCACCAGCCGCUCGGCUCCGAUGGCCCGGCCUCCCCUCUGGCCGGGGACCCCGCCUCCAUCGGCAUGCCCCUGACCCCGGGGAAGCCCACAGCGGCGGCCUACAGCAGACUGCAGUCACUCCCCGGCAUCGUGGCUCACGGCCACUGCCCCGACGAGGUGGACUACAAGACCAACGCGCACAUCAAGCCGCCGUACUCGUACGCGACGCUCAUCUGCAUGGCUAUGCAGGCCAGCAAGAAGGCCAAGAUCACUCUGUCCUGCAUCUACAAGUGGAUCACCGACAACUUCUGCUACUACCGACACGCUGACCCCACCUGGCAGAACUCCAUUCGACACAACCUGUCUCUCAACAAGUGCUUCAUCAAGGUGCCGCGGCAGAAGGACGAGCCAGGGAAGGGCGGUUUUUGGAAGAUUGACCCACAGUAUGCUGAGCGUCUCCUGAGCGGCGCCUAUAAGAAGAAGCGGAUGCCACCGGUCCAGAUCAACCCGGCCCUGCAGAACAGGCUCAGGGUCAACCUGCAGCCCCAGUCCAGAGGCCCCUGCAGCCCGACAGGAGUUAAGGAUGGCCUGUGCGUCAACCCUGAGUCCCAGCGGCUUCUCCGGGAGUUCGAAGAGGCUACUGGCGCCGACCAGAACUGGGACCCUCAUCUGGCUGAAGGAACCAUGCUGGGCUCCUGGCCGGUGCUGCGGGGAAGAAGUGGGCACAAGAGGAAACUGGGUUCGAGGAAUGGCGGGGCCAAAGCCCCCCGGCGCUCCAGCUCCCCACUGCUCUCCGCGGACGAACAGAAGGAUAUCGGACCUCUGAAGGGGGACUUUGACUGGGACGCCCUGCUGGACUCGGCCCUCAGUGGGGAACUCAGUUUGGUGGGAGGCGAAGCUCUGAGCCCCAUCAUGAAAGACGAAGACCUGACAGUGCGGGGGACCCACAUCUCUCCUGUCGAAGCCCCCGCAGGGACAGCAGACAUCCACGUGUUGGUGGAGACCCGAAGGAAUAAUGACGUGUCAGACUUUGAUGAGGAGACCUUCCUCGCCACUGCAUUCCUGGAGAGCCCCUGGCCAGAAGAGGAGGAACAGGGUCGCAAUGAUUUCCUCUGUAGCUCCACCGUCAACCUGGACCAGCUGUUUGACCUCGGAGACUCAUUAGGGGGAGACCCGAGCACCCGGAUUGACAACCUCCUUUGAGGAAUAGUUGGUCCUCUUUCACACUGAAAACUCACUUAGGAAUAACAGACUUUGUUUUUUUACACUCGAGCAUCCCUUUUUGUGUUUUUCGACAUGUUUAAAGUAUUUUUAGAGUUACAUUUUGAUGCUGAUUCAUGCAGGAAGUGCAUUCCCAAAGCCUACUGAGAAGAAAAUGCCACAAUGUACAGCAGCAGUUCACAUCAUCACGGGGAAAACAACUAUCAAACUAUGAAAUGACUGGAGACAAACAAAAACUCAUUUUCAGAAUUAGGGCUUGGUCACACCUGAGAGGGCACAGAAAAGUUAAACAGUCUUCACAAAAUUAGUCAGUUAGCAAUAUAGAUGUAUCAAGACAGCAUGAGCAUUUGCACUGGGCCACACUUUUUGGGCUGUUCUCUGCAAUCAAUUGUUAUUGGAUUAAAUGGACACCAUCUUGGACUCUGGUAUCCAGUUUGUAUAAUACAUCCACAGUUAGCAAGCCUAUAGCAAACCAGUUUAUACUCUGACAGAGGAGCUUCAGUAAAACUGGAUGGUAACACACAGCUAAUAAGCUACGAUAGCUUCCUCCAUUUUGGCUCAACGUUCCCUCAAAGUCAACUCCGUCAGGAUGUCCUGCUGUUGGUCAAUGACACAAAUUGAAAUAUGUUAUUACAUAUAUAUUUGCAUUGAUUCAUGUCACCAAAGCGAGAGAUUCCAUUCGAAUUUUCUCUUACAUGCGGGUGUUAACGGGCCUUCAGAAUGACACAUCAUGGUCUUUGUUUACAUCAUAAAAAGUGUGUCCAUUUUGUUUAUUGUACAUCAGGCCUAAAUACAUUCAGAAGACAACUGAUCCACAGUUUUUAAAUAGGAAGUAGUAACCCAGUGGUGUCAGCAGGUGUAAGGCCAAGGCUGUGAUUAGUCUUGUUUCUAUUCAAUCGUCCAGCAAAUUUUAAGGGGAUUUCAAAUGUUGCAAAAUAGAAAUGUGAAGGCGUGUUUCCAUCAACUGGUUUAGUGCGAAAAAGAACUAGGCAACACUGUAGUUAAGCUGUAAUCCGCCAGCAAACAGAGUAGAACAACUGGAGGUUGCUAACCAGAAACACAAAGAGUUGCCUUGGCUCUCUAGCAUCUACAAGAGAAAAAUUGAGAGUUUUUCAGAAAUUGUUUUUCAUUUUUCUGUUUCAUGCUGUCCGGAGACGAAGACACAUUACGGGAAUAUCCCGGAAGAAGCUGACAGUGGAAACAACUGAUCAGUCCUGUGAGUUAAAUGUUCGCUACGUCAGAACUUAUUCGGCAAAGGCGUUUCAAUGUCCCAUGUAGAGCAUCAACUGUUUUUCCACAAAGGCAAAACCAUCUCAAGAGUGAGGAAGAACAUUUUUUUUUCCAUACAGCUUUUCUAAUGCAAUGUAUGGAAACACAACUACUGACAGAGAAGUUGCUGAGAAUUGUUUUUAAUAUGUAAAUACUGUGACAGCAGCACUAUGAUGAUGAAUAUUGACAUAUUUGCCAAAUGAUGUUUGAUGUAGGAGUGAUUUACUCUAUUAGGUUGUUUUUUUUUUUGCAUGGGGUUUUGGUACUAACUAUUCUCUGUAUGCAUUUUUCAAAAAUAAUUUGUGACAGUUUAACUAGAUUAAUAAUUAUUAGGCAGGAUAAGUUGCUUUUUUUCAAGGGAGAGUGAACAGAGAUGUUUUAUUUCAUAUCAGACUGAAAUAUUCCUUGUAGAAGUAGUAUUUAGUAACCACUUUCGUUGAUACUUAGCAGUGUAAAAUUUUAAUCAGCUUGAGGCAAAAUUCUCCAACCAAGAACUAUUAAGACCUUAAAAAGCUCACUAUGAAAAAGGCCACGGUGCCUGUAAAUGAAUACCUGACCUUCUAUGUGCCAAGAAAAACACUUGGGACUCGACAGGGUGGCAGUGUUUUUUAUUACAAAGAGGAAAUGUCUUUUUUUUAAAACAAAAGAUCUGAUGCAACUUGGAUAUGUGUUGUUGGUUAACUAAAUCCAAAUCACUGCGAAUACUUAUUGCUCCUGUUUUCCUUUAAAAUGUGUGAAAGUGCAAUCAAUGUACAGCGAUACUUGUUAUAUUUUACUUGCAGUUGUAGGCGUCUCUUUAUGCAGUUUACUUUAGAGACACCAGUUUCACUAGUUUGUGUAUUAUGAGGUGUGAAUACACUCUGACGGGAGAAAGGACUCUUUCCCAUGAAACAUUUGUGUCAGAUCAUCAAAUACACUUUUUAAGCAUAACAAUGGCGUUUUACCUCAUGAUUGUUCUGUCAAGUCAGAGACACUGUAUGCAUUCUUUUGCUUUCCUGUUUUUCUUUUCCACUUUUCUUUGACAAUAAAAGAA
Molecule: messenger RNA, 3997 nt
Organism: Perca fluviatilis (European perch)
Lineage: Eukaryota; Metazoa; Chordata; Actinopteri; Perciformes; Percidae
Gene: foxj1a
Product: forkhead box J1a
Exons: 3
Coding region: 268-1677 (469 amino acids)
Biological process (GO): regulation of DNA-templated transcription
Molecular function (GO): DNA-binding transcription factor activity; sequence-specific DNA binding
Source: RefSeq, a predicted model, not a curated record